UCUUCCAGUCGAGAAAGCCGUCCUUCUGCUUCACGAACGACGACCGAGCGUAAACGGCGUUUCUCAGCUACAAAUAACAAGAGCAGCAAUAAGGACGAGUGAGGUGCUGAGACAAACUUAUCUCAACCAAGAACCGAGAACAUCUCAUCGGCUGAGAUCUUCGCAGGUCAUAGAUGCAUUGGAGAUGUUAUAUACUUCGGUGGGCUACUCGAUUGAUUCCAUCCGGGAGGUAUUGUGCUCCAACCGGGUCGAGUACUCCACAUGUCAAGUAGCCGCAGCAUUACAAAGGGGAAUGGACAAGGGGAGAAUCAAAGAGACGCCACAAGGGCGAUUUUGUCUGAUUCGCCCCGUCAACCAACCGGCGACGCAAAACUCUUCCGAUGCCACAACACAAGGCUCUUCCGAUGCCACAACGGAUGCCACAACACACGGAUCUUCCGAUGCCACAACGGAUGCCACAACACACGGAUCUUCCGAUGCCACAACGGAUGCCACAACACACGGAUCUUCCGAUGCCACAACGGAUGCCACAACACACGGAUCUUCCGAUGCCACAACGGAUGCCACAACACACGGAUCUUCCGAUGCCACAACGGAUGCCACAACACACGGCUCUACCACCAGCACGGCGACUCGAGCCUCUACAAGCACGGCGACGAUGGCCUCUACAAGCACGGCGACUCAAACAUCUACAAGCACGGCGACUCAAGCCUGUACAAGCGCGCCGACGAUAGCCUCUACCAGCACGGCGACACGAGCGACACGAGCCUCUACCACACGAGCCUCUACCAACCCAGUGGCUACGCGACCCUCUUCCAGUCGAGAAAGCCGUCCUUCUGCUUCACGAACGACGACCGAGCGUAAACGGCGUUUCUCAGCUACAAAUAACAAGAGCAGCAAUAAGGACGAGUGAGGUGCUGAGACAAACUUAUCUCAAGUGAGACAGGUAUUUGAUAUCAUCGCGCUUUCAUCGAGUCUUCUGUGCAAAGUGACAUUUUGUUUUCAUUGUGCAGACUAUAAUAUUCUCCGCUAUGUUUUUGCUUUCCUCUAAAACUGACAGCGGAAGGAAAGUAAUUAAUUUCGGUUCAUGAACCCCAUUUACAGCUAAAAAUAGAGUUAAACAAUCGGCAGUUGACAAUUUAGGGUGAAUGUGACUGUAUUCACAGUUACAAACUUAUCUCAAGUGAGACAGGUAUUUGAUAUCAUCGCGCUUUCAUCGAGUCUUCUGUGCAAAGUGACAUUUUGUUUUCAUUGUGCAGACUAUAAUAUUCUCCGCUAUGUUUUUGCUUUCCUCUAUAACUGACAGCGGAAGAAAAGUAAUUAAUUUCGGU
Pomacea canaliculata is the source of this 1331-nucleotide messenger RNA. RefSeq names its product variant surface antigen D-like. The transcript has 2 exons. The coding region runs from base 185 to 913 and encodes 242 amino acids. NCBI's taxonomy places the organism in Eukaryota, Metazoa, Mollusca, Gastropoda, Architaenioglossa, Ampullariidae. The record is from RefSeq and is a predicted model, not a curated record.